CAAACAAAGGUAAGGAGGCAAGGCCACGAACAUCAUCAAGACAUCAACUUCCUCUCCUUUCACUCAACUCAACCGCUCUCCUCCUCUUCUCUAUAAGAUGAAUUAAAGACUCUCUCUCGCUCUAAUAAAUUCAAUCACGGGUCAGUUUUUUAAAUGCUUCUUUGAGGGUGAGAGAGAGUUUUCGAAGGCCCCAGACCCUGCCUCUCUUUCUUUCUCUGUUUUCUCUUGGAUACACAAACACGGUGGUUUUUAGAAAGAGAGACUACUGGAUCAAGAGGCGAAAGAUCAAAACAAAUUGUGGGUGUUGGUGGGUUUUUGAGAAUCUUGUUGGAGAAAGAGCUGUUGGUUUAGUUGUAAAAAGUUGAACAAGACUACUUGAAAAAGGAAACAAGAUAUGUUUGGUGGGUACUGUGAGUGCUUUUGUUGGAGCAACCAAGAUUUUUAUGAUGAUGAUUUCUACUUGCCAGACCCUCAACCUUUCUCUUUGCCUGCACCUCUUCCUAAAUGGCCUCAAGGUCAAGGAUUCGCUGCUGGAAGAAUAAAUUUAGGAGAAAUUGAAGUCGCCAAGAUUACCAAAUUUGAGAGUGUUUGGAGCUGUGGUCUACUACGUGGAAAAUCAAAAGGGGUAUCAUUUUAUCGGCCUGUUGGGAUCCCUGAAGGUUUUCACUGCCUUGGUUACUAUUGUCAGUCCAAUGACCAGCCUCUGAGAGGAUACGUUCUUGUAGGUUGUGACUCCAAUGCCCACAAGCCUGAAGUUGGCCAUAUCCAUGACUCAGAGGUAGACUCUCCUCUUAGAAAGCCGCUUAACUACUCCUUGAUUUGGGGUUCGAAUUCAGAGAAGAAUGGUGGUGGUGGUGGUUACUUUUGGCUGCCAAAUCCCCCAGAAGGUUACAAGGCUAUGGGCAUUGUGGUCACUAACAAUCCAGAGGAGCCUAAAGUUGAAGAAGUUAGAUGUGUUCGAGCUGAUCUUACUGAAAGAUGUGAAACCAGCGAUCGAAUAAUUUCCUCGGAUUCAAAAUCUUCCAAUCCAUUUGAGGUUUGGAACACAAGACCCCACAGAAGGGGAAUGUUUGCCAAAGGUGUUUCUGUUGGGACAUUCUACUGCAAUGCGUACUUGAGUUCUGAUGAGGUACUAACAGAUAUUGCAUGCUUGAAGAAUCUUGACCACUCUCAGCCUGCAAUGCCAAAUCUGGACCAGGUUCAUGCACUAAUUAAGCAUUAUGGCCCUACUGUGUUUUUCCAUCCAGACGAAGAUUGCUUGCCCUCUUCAGUGCAAUGGUUCUUCAAAAAUGGAGCCCUUCUGUACCAAGAUUGCGGGCAGAAGUGUGAACCUAUUGAUCUUAGGGGCUCAAACUUGCCCAGCGGAGGGGAAAAUGAUGGUAAAUUUUGGAUAGAUUUGCCAGUUGAUGAUGCUGCCAGAAAUGAUGUCAUAGCCGGAGAUUUAGAGAGUGCUGAGCUUUAUGUUCAUGCAAAGCCAGCAUAUGGGGGGACUUUUACUGAUAUUGCUAUGUGGAUAUUUUGUCCUUUCAACGGACCAGCCACCCUUAAAAUUGGUCUUAUGACUAUACCAAUGACCAAGAUAGGACAACAUGUGGGUGACUGGGAGCACUACACCCUUCGUGUAAGCAACUUCACUGGAGAACUAUGGCAAGUCUUCUUCUCAGAACACAGUGGGGGUCGAUGGGUGGAUGCUUCAGAUUUGGAAUUCAUUGAAGGUAAUAGGCCAGUUGUUUACUCCUCAAAACAUGGUCAUGCUAGUUUCCCACACCCUGGGACUUACCUUCAAGGAUCAACAAAGCUUGGAAUUGGAGUGAGAAAUGAUGUUGCUCGGAGCAAAUAUUAUGUGGAUUCGAGCUUAAAGUAUCAGCUUGUUGCAGCUGAAUAUCUUGGCGAUGGAGUUGUUACAGAACCAUGCUGGUUGCAGUAUAUGAGAGAAUGGGGCCCAACCAUUGUGUAUGAUUCGCGAUCUGAAAUAGAUAAGAUACUUGAUCAUCUCCCAUUUUUUGUUCGAUUUUCAGUGGAGAACCUCGUUGACUUGUUUCCAACAGAGCUUUAUGGUGAGGAGGGGCCAUCUGGACCGAAGGAAAAAUAUAACUGGGUGGGAGAUGAAAUAUGCUAGCCAAGGGCCAUACAAAGACUUGUUGGCUUACUAGCCUUCCUGCUAUUCUUUGUCUAUACUUGUUGAUAGAGGGUUCGCAGAGGGAUAGCGUCUGCUUUUGCAGAAUGCGUCACCUGGCGACGUUUUCCACAGCACUUCACUAUUAGCAACGCUUUGCUUGUGACAAAGGCAAGAAAGAUUUAGUUUUUGCCUUUAAUGUAAUGAAGUCCACUCAUUACCUUCCAGUGUGUGAUUUACCUUGCUACCUGUAGGUAUGCUUUGUAAAAUGUAGAGGCAGCAAAAAAUGUGUUGAGGUGCAGCCAGGUUUGAUCUUGGAGUGUCAUUUUCCACGAAAUGUGAAGAAUUUGUCAAUCCGUAUGUGAAAGGGGUUCGGGGAGUGGGGACCAGUAAAUUUAGUGAUACCGUGCUAUGCACUUGUUAGUUAUGAUUGUGAAGAUGAUGGAUGUAUUUUAUCACAGUAACCUUGCCAUGUCUAUGAAAAGAAAGGUUUACCA
Messenger RNA from Populus nigra (black poplar), 2613 nucleotides. RefSeq lists its product as hypothetical. NCBI's taxonomy places the organism in Eukaryota, Viridiplantae, Streptophyta, Magnoliopsida, Malpighiales, Salicaceae. The transcript has 2 exons. Bases 395 to 2119 code for a protein of 574 amino acids. The record is from RefSeq and is a predicted model, not a curated record.